AUGGAGUCUAUUCUCCUUACCAUAGAAGUGGCGACUGAAGCCGCGCAAAAAGAAGAACUCCCGGAGCAUUGGCGCAUAAAGCUGCUAGACGCGACUACCAAUCUUGUCACUGCGUUACAAAAACCGAAGGAUGUUCUUGUGAGAGAAGCCUUUUGGCUGGGCAGGUUCAUGGCCAUGCGAGUGUUGCACCAACUGGGCGUGUUCCGCAAGAUAGUCGAAAAAGGCAGUGUGACAUCCGCAGAACUGGCUAAAGACAGUCAGGCUGAUCAGCUUCUACUUGAGCGUUUUCUUCGAGUCAUGACUGCCAGUGGCUAUGUCACUGAGCUGGAUGACACGACCUAUGGUCCAAAUAAGCUGACUACAGCACUCGUUGACAGGCAUAUGGAGGGCAUGGUUGAGGCAAUCUUUGAUAUGGGGAUAAAGACCAUGGCCAUGAUGCCCGACUUUCUGGCGAAAACAGGGUACAAGAACCCUGACGACCAAUUCCAUGGCCCAUUACAAUAUCGUUACGAAAGUCCAGGUCAGGAUUUCUUUAGUAUCCUGAUUGCUCGACCAGCUCUCCUUGAAGCCUUUACCUCUUUCUUCGAAGGCGAUAAGGUGGGGAAGCCAGACUGGGUAGACUGGUUUCCAGUCAAGGAGAGGCUUCUCGAUGACCCAACCAUAUCGCUGGAGAAGAACGGAGUUCUGUUCGUGGAUGUUGCUGGUGGCCGGGGCCAAGAUCUCCUCGCAUUCAAGCGAAGGUUUCCUGAGUAUCCGGGCAAGUACCAUCUCUUCGAUCAGCCUCAUAUUGUGCGAGAUCACACUCUGGACCUUGGUGACCGCGUUGAAAAAAUAAGCUUCAACUUCUUCCAAGAUCAAGUCACACCAGGAGCCCGUCUAUACUAUAUGAAGUUCAUUAUGCAUGAUUGGUCGGACGAGAAAUGUCUGCUCAUCUUAUCGAAUGUGACAACGUCGAUGAAGAAGGGCUUUUCGCAACUGAUCAUCGAAGACUAUAUCCUUCCCACAACAGGGACAACCACAUUGCCGGCCAUUUGGGAUAUGCAAAUGAUGACUUAUUUGGCGGCUAUGGAGCGGACUGAGAAGCAGUGGCGAGCGCUGUUGGGUAAAGCGGGAUUGUCGAUUGAGGGGUUCUACCAACCGCCACAUGAUGGGACUGGAAUAAUAGUUACCGAACUGAAGCAAUGA
Dothidotthia symphoricarpi CBS 119687 is the source of this 1185-nucleotide messenger RNA. RefSeq names its product S-adenosyl-L-methionine-dependent methyltransferase. The transcript is spliced from 5 exons. Gene Ontology annotation, molecular function: O-methyltransferase activity. The coding region runs from base 1 to 1185 and encodes 394 amino acids. NCBI's taxonomy places the organism in Eukaryota, Fungi, Ascomycota, Dothideomycetes, Pleosporales, Dothidotthiaceae. The record is from RefSeq and is a predicted model, not a curated record.